Messenger RNA from Anoplophora glabripennis (Asian longhorned beetle), 1447 nucleotides. Its product is annotated as protein MEMO1. Bases 157 to 1044 code for a protein of 295 amino acids. The record is from RefSeq and is a predicted model, not a curated record. Lineage: Eukaryota; Metazoa; Arthropoda; Insecta; Coleoptera; Cerambycidae. The transcript is spliced from 2 exons.
CAGUGGGUACCUAGAUAUUGGUUAUGGUCUAGGUUAAAAAUUUAUUAAUUAACAAUUUAUCUAAAGCACUAAGAAAAUACUUAAAAUAUCUGUUACAACACCUAUUACUUUGUUUUUUAUUUCCUGAUAGUAUACCUCCUGUGAAGACUGAUCAAAAUGCCCGUAAGAAGAGCUACCCAUGCAGGAAGUUGGUAUAGUGACUCGGGGGCGGAAUUGACAAGACAAUUGGACUACUGGUUGAAUCAAGCUGACCUAACCCAUGGCCCUGCAAGAGCGAUUAUAGCUCCUCACGCUGGAUAUCAGUAUUGUGGUGCUUGUGGAGGAUAUGCUUAUAGACAGAUUAGUCCAGUAGUUGUGAGACGAAUAUUUAUCUUAGGACCAUCUCACCACGUCCGUUUGUCAGGCUGUGCCUUGUCUAGUACCCAGAAAUACAAAACUCCUCUUUAUGAUCUGCACAUAGACAUAUCCGUUAAUAAUGAAUUAGAAAUGACCGGUCAAUUUGAAUGGAUGGAUUUAGACACUGAUGAAAAUGAACACAGUAUUGAAAUGCAUUUACCAUAUGUUGCUAAAGUUAUGGAGAAUUAUAAAGAUCAAUUUACGAUUGUUCCUAUUCUUGUUGGAUCUCUUAGUCCUGAUAAGGAAGCGACUUACGGAAGAAUUCUAUCGAGUUACUUGGCGGAUCCUAAGAAUUUAUUUAUUAUCUCUUCAGAUUUCUGCCAUUGGGGGCACAGAUUCCGAUACACUUAUUACGAUCGUUCAUUUGAAAAUAUUUACCAAUCUAUUGAAAGUUUAGAUAGAGUUGGAAUGAAUAUCAUUGAGAACUUAAACCCGUCAGAGUUUACAAACUAUUUAAAGAAAUAUGGCAACACCAUCUGUGGAAGACAUCCGAUCGGAAUACUCUUACAUGCUAUUCAGGAAAUUCUUAAAAACGAUUCUAGUCAGAACGCUAGUCUGAAGUUUUUAAAAUAUGCUCAGUCGAGUCAGUGUCGCAAUAUAAACGAUUCAUCUGUGAGUUAUGCAUCCGCAGCUUUAGUUAUAGAUUAGAACUGAUGUGGCCUUAACGUUGACUUUUUAUACAGUAAAACUGCAGAUUAAAUGACUGAUUAAAUUUGAUAUGGGAAAUGUAGUGUGUAAAGUUUAUAGAAUUGUAAAUGUGGUUGUUUAUAUCGUCAGAUUUGACUUGCGAAUGGAAAAUUUUAUAUAAAAAGUUUAAAUAAUUUUAUACUAUUUUUAUUGUGUUAAGAGUUUAUUGUUUCGGUUAUCAAGAAAUUAUUGUUGUUUAAAUAUCUAUUAAGUUGUAAAUAACACAAAAGAUUAAAUUUAUUUAUAAUUAAUAAAUCACUAAUCCUAAGCUUUUGGAAACUACUAACAAUUUUAUUUUAUUCAUUUAUUUCAAGUAUAUAGACAGACUAUGUAUAAAAUCAAAUUUAGUUUUUUAUAUAUCUAU